GGCCUCAAAGCCUGAUGGGAAGCUGCUGAACGUCCUUGUCCUACAGAGUGCACACCGACUCCCUGUCAUUCACGCGUGUUUGACUAAAAUACCACUUUUGACAUGAUGGCAGCCAGGUUUCUCCGCCGUGCCGUGCCCGCGCUGAGGCAGACUCGCUCCUACGCCGAGGCGGCGUCCGGCGGGGCGCAGAUGUCCUUCACUUUCGCCUCUCCGACGCAGGUGUUUUUCAAAGAGGCCAGUGUGAAACAGGUGGAUGUGCCCACACUUACCGGUGCGUUUGGUAUCCUUCCUGCCCACGUGCCCACCCUGCAGGUGCUCAGACCCGGCAUUGUCACAGUCCUCAACGACGACGGCUCCGCUGCCAAAUACUUCGUGAGCAGUGGGUCGAUAACAGUCAACGCUGAUUCUUCAGUACAACUGCUCGCUGAGGAGGCUGUUCCUCUGGACCAGCUGGACGCUGCAGCAGCCAAGGCCAACCUGGAGAAGGCCCAGUCCGAAAUGGCCAGGGCAUCUGACGAGGCGGCGAGGGCAGAAGUCCAGAUCUGCAUAGAGGCCAACGAGGCCAUCGUCAAGGCCCUCGAGUAGACAGCUGCCACAUCCUACAUUCGUUGCUUCGAUGGAUACAGUUGUCCCUCUGUGAUUCCAGCUCGGUCCCGUCAGUGUCCAGGGGACUCAUUCUUUCUUUGUACAGUGGAUGAAACUAGAAAUAAAUUUAUUUGGAAUUUCCA
Molecule: messenger RNA, 728 nt
Organism: Cololabis saira (Pacific saury)
Lineage: Eukaryota; Metazoa; Chordata; Actinopteri; Beloniformes; Belonidae
Gene: atp5f1d
Product: ATP synthase F1 subunit delta
Exons: 5
Coding region: 103-585 (160 amino acids)
Biological process (GO): proton motive force-driven ATP synthesis
Molecular function (GO): proton-transporting ATP synthase activity, rotational mechanism
Source: RefSeq, a predicted model, not a curated record